AUGGAGUGGUCCGGCCCAAUCAUCGCCAUUGAGACCUUUGUUGAAGCGGAUAUCCAACAGAGCGGAUUAUCGGGAAUUGUGGACUCGCCCCGUCUCGAUAUUUCGAACCCGACACGGGUGUCGAGGCAACAUCUCGUGGUGGGAUCCCCGUUUCUUGCCCAAGGCCUCAGUGAAAUUGUCCAAUAUUAUCCCUCAUUUCACCAGAUGAUAUUCUAUGAAUCAAUAGGAGGGGGCCUGAGGAUUCAAGAGCCCUUUGCUGUGUUGUUUCACCACUUUGAUUCUAUCGAAGCGAUGGCCGAGAGAAAUACCGCAGUAACGAUUUGCAAGAGCGAGCAUGGCGGCAACGCUAAAAAUAUGGACCUGACGAAGUACCAUAUGCAACAUCUGAUGGAAUUUCUCCGGCCCAUCUACCAAGAGUGCAUCCUGACCUAUCAAAGAAAUAUUUCCGAUUCUGUUCCCCAGGUGGCUUUUGACAUGAUAUGGUAUCUUCUGAAACCAGGGGCAGAUGUCUAUGUUCAGGUUGACGAGUCGACGCAUGCCGCGGUUGUGAUGGACGUCAAACCUAAUGGCGUCAAUCAGUCCGACGUCUGGGGGGCGGGGGCGGGGGAUGUAAAGUGGUGGCUCGUAGAUGUGUGGCGACUAGAGACCGAUGGUUCCCGGCUCCGACGAGGCUUGAUAUCCGCGAAGGUGCACGCUUACUCCGGACUCCGAGAAGUCACGAGUCUUCCGGUAUGUCUGGUUUCUAUUUGGGACAAGCUGGACGGUGGCGAGCGACGCAGGCAUAUAUUACGCCGCAGCGCAACCUUCUUCAAGGCGCUCCAUCAGGGCAACCUCCUCGCGGAUUACAAUGGGCCAAUCAAGGAAACAAACUCAUACUACACUGGAAAAGUGGUGAUCGACCACCGGAGAGGACUUGGGAGCCCUAACCACCAACGGCCUAAUUCAUCGUACGUCAAGGACUAUUCGAUUCAGUUCCAGGAAUACGAUGACAUCCAUAUCAACAAAGAUCCACCUUUCUACAAUCCCGCGCCUACAGACACUACAGAGCCUCCGCCUGCGGAUACUGCAAAGGACGAAGCGAUUGCACGCCUGGAAAAGUUGAUCUUGGAUGACCGCCUGGCACGAGAGGCCAAGGAAGCCAGAGCGAGAGCCACCAUCGAACGGGCGGCCGAAGAAGCUUCCCAAGCCUCCUGGGAGCAGCCAAAUAACAAAGAUCCGUCCUUCCCCACUCUCCCGCAUAUAGAUACUAUCGAGGCUCCGCCAGUGGAUCCUGCAAAGGACGAAGCGAUCACGCGCCUGGAAAAUCUUAUCGUGGAUGAACGCACGGAACGAGGGGCCAAGGAAGCCGCGCGCCUGGCCUUCAUCAAGCGCGAGGUAGCUGAAAAUGCCGUUCGAGAGCGACAACUCGCCCAUGACCGUACCGAGGAUGCCCGACAACGCUCCAGAAGCAAUGACGCCGACAUCGAUUGGGCGACACCGAAAUUGCCAAACGCCCAUGAGCAUCAAGACACUGAAUCGCCUGGCUUGGAGCCCAGGGUCCGGAUCGUUAGUGAGCUCACCGAACAUCAACUCCUUCUACUAUGCCCAGACGCUCUGGCGUAUGCUCUGGGAAACAAGCAAUGGAUCCUGCUCUCUCUCGACUACAUUCAAGAGUCCGUGCCAUCGGAUGAGAGUAUUUCAAAUCUGGUCAUUGGUCCGGACGAGCUGAGGACUAUCCAAGCUCUCUCAAACCGCCAAAAUAGCAAGACCGGUUACUGGUCGGCCGACUUUAUAGAGGGAAAGGGAUUAGGGCAGAUUAUAUUACUACACGGUCCUCCGGGUGUUGGCAAAACUUACACAGUCGAGGCUAUCUCUGAGUGGUUGCACCGUCCGCUCCUUUCGCUCACAGUUGCUGAUAUCGGCACGGUCGAGACAUUAGUCGAAGGACAGCUUAUGACGUGGUUUAAUCUUGCGGAAGCAUGGAAUGCAGUGCUUCUCGUUGACGAAGCAGACAUCUUCCUUGAACGACGGCAGAAUCGAGACCUCGCGCGAAACGGCUUGGUAUCAGCCUUUCUCCGACAAGUGGAAUACUUCAAAGGCCUUCUCUUCCUGACCACCAACCGCGUCGGACAGAUCGAUGACGCAUUCAUUUCACGUAUUCAUAUCGCAAUCGGAUACGAGCAACUGAACGAAGAAACACGGCGGAGAGUUUGGAAUGGCUUUUUUCAGAAGCUGAGACGCGAACGCAAGGGUAAGAUUCAAAUCGACCUGGACGCGAAGAAGUGGAUUCUCAAUACCACCGGCGAGACGCAACUCAACGGGCGGGAUAUUCGCAAUGCGCUGCAGACAGCGAUCACGCUAGCGGAGUUCGGGAGGAAAGAGGACCCGGAUUAUGAUGCGGAGGAUUUGACGAUUGUCAAUGAGACCCAUUUCCAGAAGGUCCUGGAGAUGUCUAAUCGGUUCCGUAAUUAUGUGACGAGUAUUCGGAGGGAAGACGAGCAGAAGCGCGCUCAGGGGCGCGGGGAUCGGAAUGAUUAUAGGCGUGGGAUUGCUAAUGAGAUGGGGGGGGGCUUUAGAUCUUAUCGGAGGUGUGCUACUGGGAGAAACCAGAUAUUGGGGGAGGUCGUGAUGGGAUGA
This is a messenger RNA of Penicillium manginii, 2616 nucleotides long. RefSeq names its product ATP-binding protein. Gene Ontology annotation, molecular function: ATP binding; ATP hydrolysis activity. NCBI's taxonomy places the organism in Eukaryota, Fungi, Ascomycota, Eurotiomycetes, Eurotiales, Aspergillaceae. Bases 1 to 2616 code for a protein of 871 amino acids. The record is from RefSeq and is a predicted model, not a curated record. The transcript has 6 exons.